UUUGUUUCUUUUAUUUGUCAGACUUGGCUGAUAGAAACUCCAAGAUGCAAUUGCAUAUUAGAGGUCAAUCGACACAUGUCCUUGAUGUCAAUGGAGAGGAAUCCAUUGCCCAGAUCAAGGAGCGCAUCCGCAGUCUCGCUGAUGUAGGCGCCGAAGAGCUCACCUUGUCAGUAUGCGGUGCCCCAUUGGAGGACAGUGUUCUCGUAUCCGAGCUGUCCGUCACAGACUUGGACCUUACAAUCCCACUUCUCGGUGGUAAAGUGCACGGAUCCUUGGCUCGUGCUGGUAAGGUAAAGGGACAGACACCCAAAGUAGAAAAGCAGCAAAAGAAGAAGAAGAAGACCGGCCGUGCCAAGCGUAGGAUCCAAUACAACAGACGAUUCGUCAAUGUUGUCCAGACCUUCGGCCGCAGACGAGGACCUAACUCAAACUCUUAAAUAUAAUAUGAUAGUGUUUAUAAAAAUGUCAAUAAAUAACAUCUGAAUUGACGCCAAA
Molecule: messenger RNA, 495 nt
Organism: Colias croceus (clouded yellow)
Lineage: Eukaryota; Metazoa; Arthropoda; Insecta; Lepidoptera; Pieridae
Gene: RpS30
Product: ubiquitin-like protein FUBI
Exons: 5
Coding region: 45-437 (130 amino acids)
Biological process (GO): translation
Cellular component (GO): ribosome; cytosolic small ribosomal subunit
Molecular function (GO): protein binding; structural constituent of ribosome
Source: RefSeq, a predicted model, not a curated record